GAGUAGAGCUGGGAGCACACAGAUAGCCGGACAGGACCAGCCAUGUAUAUGCAGGUAGAGAGCCGGACAGGAACCCUCUUGCACCUCAAGAGGAACCCCAGCAUACGGUCCUGGUCGCUCCUGGUGGGAAUCUCCUCCGUGGGGCUGGCCGCUGCUUACUAUAGCACAGAUACUUGGCUGUGGAAGCUGUUUUAUGUGGCUGGCUGUGCUUUUGUGGCUCUUCAGAACUUGGAAGACUGGGAGGAAGCCAUUUUUGAUAAAAAGAGUGGAAAGGCCAUUCUGAUUACGUACAGCUUAUACAAGAAACUACUGACACUCUGCAAAGGAGGACAGGAACAAGUGGUGGUGCUCCUGAAGGAGAUCAGAGACGUCAAUGUUGAAGAAGAGAGAGUGCGUUACUUCGGGAGCGGUUACGUGAUCGUCCUGCGCUUUGUAACCGGAAUCUCUCACCCAUUGACGCAGAGCGCGGUGCUGGGGGCUAGAAGUGAUGUUGAAGCCGUGGCUAAAGAACUGACCAAAUUUUUGGAAUUUGACCUUGUGGGGUCCCGGCCACAAGCAGUGGAAGAGAGCAAUGACAGUGAAAGCGAUGAAGCCCUGGACACACAAUAACUCUCCGCCGGCUGAUCUGUGUAUAUUGAGUAAGGGCUUGUUAUACCAUAGGGCAUUCCUGUGACCAUCGGGAGCUAGACUAGAACAUUCUUUGCAUCUGAUGACAUCACAUAGUCUGGGUGACAGGAAGUGCUGUAGCUGUGACAUCAUCAUUGGACCUAUAACAUCACACACUGAACCAUUCCAGGACUGCGGAAGAGUAAUGACAGUUAAUGACAUUGUGGUCCAACCAUUAAUCUUCCCAUGUUGCACACCCAGGCCUGUACUUAGCAAACCGGCCAGCUGGCUGUGACUUUCUCUUACCGGCUACCAAUAGAAUUAGUGCAGAGCGUUUGCCUAUAGGUGCAUGUAGUAAGAGGCACGCCUGCACUAUUCUAAUUGGUGACUGGGAACAGCAGGGGGUGGGGACGGACAGCUGAUCCAGUUCAGUGCUGAUUCGCACAAAUUGAUAUUUUUGCCCGAUGAGGGAAAUUCAGUCGCUUUUGUCUUGCUUUUUAUGUAGCAAAAUUGUUCCGCUUGGCAUAGAGAAUGCUUGUAGCAUUUAUUCAUUUUGCCUUUACUUCCCCUUUAAUGGCUGGUGCAUGGAGCCUUAACAUCCAAUAUCUUGCUGACAAUUGGGCAGCUUAGCCAAUCCCGCUGAUGCCUGCAUCGCCUCUUGAUCCCCUCCUCUCCCGACAGUUCCACACAGGCUAACAUUGUCAUUCCGUCUUUGGCCCAAGGGCCAAGUAUCUGAUGAAGCUGAUUCGGCCCAGUACCCAGGAGGGCAAAUUAGACAAAUUCAGAUGCCAAAGAGCAGAUCUCAAGUCUGUUUAUCUUUUCCCCUAGACGGUCAGUGUAGUGCAGGGUCCCUUACCUGCCGGUGGGAUAGAAUCAUGGGACCAGGGCUAGAAUGGCUGAAUACCAACUGAACCGUACCAAGGUGAAUGGUCACAUUCUUCCAUAUAACUGCUUGGCUGGGUGACUGCGGGGACCUGACCCAGAAGGAUUGGGUACCGGCUCUUCUAAUUAGUGUAAUUCUUCAUCUUACUGAGCCGUUAUUGUUUAAUAGAAACCCACAAAGGGAGGGAUGGACGCAAAGUUAGCUGUCCCCGACUUACUCAUUGCAGUGGCUUCUGCCCAUGGUACUGACUUUGCAACUAGCUAUUACACUUAGGUACUAUUUAAAAUAUAAUAUGUAAGAGAGAAAAUUUUGCACUCUGUCUCAUCAUCAUUCCAGUAUUCAGCUAAAACGAAAUACUCCAUCCAAACUUGCAGUGUUUCUACUUACUUUUAGUUUCUUUCAGAUAAUGGUUUGGCUGGGGGCCUUCGGGGGGGACCAUUCCCAUAAGAAUUUAAUGCGGGCUGUGUUAAAAACACAAUGAUAUGUACAAUAGUGGUUUAUCUUUUACAUUGUGCAAUAGAAGGGAUAUAUAUAAACCCUGCUGCAAGCUGGGAAACGCCAAAAGCCCCGCCCAUCUUCCUCAUUGGGUCGGCUCCUGGCCAUGGUACUGACAGAUGGAACCUGCUUCCUACCUUCUUAACUACCUGUUACACUCCGGUACUAUUAAUGUAUCUGUAUAAUAUACAGUUUGGUCAACUGUAAAUUAUAUCUUAGUGAUGUCAUCAGUUAUAAUCGGAGCUUAGUGAUAUCAUUUCUGUCACGUGACUCACUAAAACUUGUAUAUAAUAAUAUAGUGCCCCCUGUUGUAAAAUAUGAGGAUAUUAGAAGUCACCUCGGAAUUCCAUGAUCUCGGCCUUCAGCCUUGUACCUUUAUAUGGUCAUGGAACAUAUAAACUCCCCAUAUAUAACUCCCCAGUGGCUUAUAAUACCCCUUUAUUGCUCCCCUAAACCCGCAGUCUAUCCACUUAUUUUUAUUGUAUUUCAUUCAAAUAAAAGCAGUUUUUCUAUAAAUAAAAUAAAGUCCUUGGGAACCAAUCUACCUGGGGACAUAAGGAGAACCUGAGACACUUUCGAUGUUGCAAAACUACAACUCACUACACUUUGUAGUGCAGACAUCAGCUUUAUCUGCUAAUAAGCCUCACUCCCACCAUUUAUUCUCUCUGUAUCCCAGCAGCCUUCCCAUUUUAACGUUGCCUUAAAUCAGUGUUUCCAUUUGGGGGGGGGGGGGGUUGUUAAGCUUCUGCUGUAUUUAAUUCAAUGUAUGUAAAGGCCAAAUCAUCCCGGUGUAUACUGCAGCGUGUGCCUUUUUUAUGUACUUAUAAUUGACUUUUUCCAAGGCUUUGGGGAAUAAUUAGCAACAGGAAAGAAGGCUAUUCCAGCAGCAACCAAUCAGUAGGUUUCUUUCAUUACUCUCUAUUAACUGUACUAAACGGCUCAUUGGUUACUAUGGGUUACCAACUGCCUGUUGAACGAUACGCCUCUUUUUAAAUUACUUGAAAUAAUAUUUACAUGAAUUUUAGCUGUAGGACAUACUCUGUUUUUAUACAAUGAAUAAAAUGGUUUAAAAUGC
Molecule: messenger RNA, 3059 nt
Organism: Xenopus tropicalis (tropical clawed frog)
Lineage: Eukaryota; Metazoa; Chordata; Amphibia; Anura; Pipidae
Gene: cybc1
Product: cytochrome b-245 chaperone 1
Cellular component (GO): endoplasmic reticulum membrane
Source: RefSeq, marked provisional